CCCGCGCGCGCGCCUUCUCCUCUUCUCCUGUUGUCGUCUUCUCCUUUUGUUGACUUUGGUGGUGGCUUUGCCAAGAGGCCCAAACCAUUCCCAACAUCCCUGGCUUCUGGACACGACCUGAUACAGAAGCCCCGUGCUCCCCUUGCUGCUUCCGCGCUUCGCUGUGCUGUGCUUGUUUGUAUUUGUUUUGUCUUGUUGUGCACACGGCAACAACGGCAACAAGACGACAACAACAAGGCCACACGAGCGAACCCCCUCUCGUCCUUGCUUCCUGAAGGUUUGUGUUGGUUUCCACCCAAGAUGGCCCAGAGACGCCAAGGACAACAACAACAACAACAGGAGCAGGCAGGGUUUGGGUCUGAAGCUCUUGAAGUCGAUGUGACAAGCGACGCCGCCACCAAUGCGCUGACGGCGGCCAUUGCGCCACGCGAUGCCGGCUCAGACGCCGCCGACCCUUCACAUCUGCUCUCGCCCAACGACCUCGACUCCUACCUUGACACUUUUUUCCUCGCUCCCCUCAACGCAAGGCCCACCGAAGAAUCCCAAAGCCAUCGCCAGCAGCAACAGCAGCGCACACAGGGCGGAGAUCAGACGCUGCAAGAGCAGCGUCGUGCUUUUCUUCAACAGCUUGAUGGCGAGACGCUUCUUCAUCAGGUUUUUGGGAUUGACCAGGGCUUUGAUCUCCAGCCAUACGUGGGUUCUCAACAAGACCUCGGAUACCCGCCACCUCUGAGCUUCUCAGCGCAGAACCAUGAGCCUCAUCCACAACCUGUCGUUUCGCCUUCCUCUUCCCUCCCGCUGGCCGCGAGUGGCACCUUCCCACCGCGUGAGUUGCACGCAUUUGUGAAUGAUGCCGCCUUGUCCCUUGAAGCACACAAUCGCAACAACGAGGGCCGCACCACCCUCGAGUGCUACUUCAAAGAGCGCAUCCUCCUUCAAGGGGAGACGUUGCCCGCCAUCCUCCCACAGCAUCCAGCAUGGCUGAAGCUCUUCAAGACAGAGCGCAAGAGGCUCAAGGGCAGGGCCCGCCAAGCAAGGCACCGUCGCAAACACAGGCGCAAUGAGCAGAGCUUGUCAAGUCAGAUCGCCGCGCUGCAGGCCCGUGUACAAGAGUUGGAGCUCGAGAACCAGUCCCUGCGUCAAGUCAUCGCCGCGCAGGCAGUGCAGAGUCGUCCCAUCAGCGCCGUCAUGUUGCUGCCGUCCUUGCGAGGCGUGUUGUUGCGCAGAGCAGCAGCAGCCUCGCCCAUCACCUUCCUGACACAAAGACCCACGCACAGAUUACACACACGAAGCUCAACAGCAGCAGCAGCAGCAGCAGCAGUGCCAUCAAAUGAGGUUCCUGAUUCACCAGGCACUGUGGUGGUGACUGGCGGCAGUCAUGGCAUCGGCCAAGCCGUGGUCCGCGCGUUUGCGCAGCGAGGGCACACCGUGUUCAACCUGGACAUCACGCAGCCAGACCCAGACAGUGGUGGGGAGGAUGCACCCCUUGAUACAACCUUCUUUUCUGUGGACAUGGCCGAUGAAGAUGCCGUGCGCGUGGCCUUUGACAUCAUCCUUGCCAAGUGUGGAUCGAUUGAUGUGCUCGUCAACAACGUUGGGAUCCAGCCGCCAGCAAGCUGCGUUCCUCUCCAUGAGCUGCCGACACACUUGUGGCGCCAAGUGCUCUCCGUUAACCUUGACAGCAUGUACUUUGCUUCAAAAGCAGCGCUGCCAGCCAUGCUGAAGCGGGACUUGAGCAGCUCUCCGUCAUUCACGGGGUCGCGUGGUGUGAUUGUGAACAUGGCCAGCGUGCAAGGGGUGUUGUCCCAGCCAGGUGUACCUGCGUACGCCGCCUCAAAGGGCGCCAUGCUUUCUCUCACGCGACAGAUGGCGUUGGAGUAUGGUCCGAAUGGCAUUCGCGUGACGGCAGUCAACCCCGGCACGACUGCCACACCUCUCGUGCAGGCGCUGAUUGAAGGCGAUGGCAAGACGCUGGAGGACGCAGGGAAGGUGUACCCGCUCGAGCAACGCGUUGCACAGCCCUCAGAGGUGGGCGAAGUGGCCUAUUUCUUGGCCACGCCUGCCGCGUCAUUCAUCUCGGGCAGCCACGUGGACGUGGACGGGGCCAUCUGCGUCAAGGGCGGCUGGAAUACAUGA
Messenger RNA from Salpingoeca rosetta, 2136 nucleotides. RefSeq lists its product as uncharacterized. The transcript has 10 exons. The record is from RefSeq and is a predicted model, not a curated record. Gene Ontology annotation, molecular function: oxidoreductase activity, acting on the CH-OH group of donors, NAD or NADP as acceptor. The coding region runs from base 301 to 2136 and encodes 611 amino acids. Lineage: Eukaryota; Choanoflagellata; Craspedida; Salpingoecidae.